Molecule: messenger RNA, 612 nt
Organism: Lachnellula hyalina
Lineage: Eukaryota; Fungi; Ascomycota; Leotiomycetes; Helotiales; Lachnaceae
Gene: fkr-5
Product: FK506-binding protein
Exons: 2
Coding region: 1-612 (203 amino acids)
Biological process (GO): protein peptidyl-prolyl isomerization
Molecular function (GO): peptidyl-prolyl cis-trans isomerase activity
Source: RefSeq, a predicted model, not a curated record
AUGCGUUUCGCCAUCCUCUCAAUUGCCGCUCUGGUAACCGCUGUCCUCGCCGCGGACGAGGUCAAGAUCGAAGUCACAAAGGCUGUGGAGUGCGAGCGAAAGAGUCAGAAAGGCGACAAGGUCUCUGUCCACUACAAGGGAACAUUGGCCAGCGAUGGCAAAAAAUUCGACGCCAGCUACGAUCGAGGAGUCCCGUUGAGCUUCGUUGUUGGUAACGGGCAGGUCAUCAAAGGAUGGGAUGAUAACCUGUUGGGCAUGUGCAUUGGCGAGAAGAGAACUCUUACCAUCCCGCCUGCGUUUGGUUAUGGUGAUCGAGCCAUGGGCCCAAUCCCUGCUAAGAGUACUUUGAGUACGUCCUUGCCUCUCUUUCUGCACACAAGGACUUAUACUGAUGAUCCACCUGCAGUCUUCGAGACAGAGUUAAUGGGCAUCGAGGGCGUCCCAGCACCCGUAAGCAUCAUCGAGAAACCCGCUUCUGUAGGCAGCGUCGCGAGCAAAGCAACAGAAGGUUUGAAGGCCGCUGUUGAGAGUAAAAUUGCCGAGGCUGCUGAGGCGGCCAAGGUUAUCCUAGCUGACACUGACGGCGAUGGACAGGAGCACAACGAAUUAUAA